Messenger RNA from Guillardia theta CCMP2712, 2482 nucleotides. RefSeq lists its product as hypothetical. The record is from RefSeq and is a predicted model, not a curated record. Gene Ontology annotation, biological process: protein O-linked glycosylation. The coding region runs from base 209 to 2482 and encodes 757 amino acids. NCBI's taxonomy places the organism in Eukaryota, Cryptophyceae, Pyrenomonadales, Geminigeraceae. The transcript is spliced from 21 exons. Gene Ontology annotation, molecular function: protein N-acetylglucosaminyltransferase activity; protein binding.
AUGGUGGUAGUGUUAAGAAAGCUCCUGGUCGUGCUCCUGCUGGCCCUGACGAGCGCGAAGAAGAAGCGGCAUUCUACACGAGUGAUGCCCAUGAAGCAAACAAGUCAAAAUGCUCUCAAAGAAGCUUUCGACCUUCACCAGACUCAAAGGUAUGCGGAAGCUGAAACCGCAUACAAACAAGCGAUCGAGGUUUUCCGGAACAAGGUGAAUGAUGGAGACAGCAGUCAGAAGCUGCGAGAGGUGUUUACUUUCCUUCAUCUCAAAUUUUCUACACGUAUUCAAACCUGGUGUCUCGAAUUUCAUGCCCUUGAAAAUUUUACCUUGUCGUCUCAUAGAAUUCUUCCUGGAGGCGACGAGAAUUUCUCCAAAAUAUUUCGAGGCCUAUCACAACCUGGGUCAGGUGCUCCAGGAUAUGCAGAGAUACCAAGAGGCUAUCACGUAUUUCAAGAUAGAGGCGAAGAUUCGGCCUGACAUCUCAGCCCCGUUACUGGCCGUGGCUUCCUGCUACAAUCAUUUGAAUGAAAGGGAGAAAGCUGCUAAGUUCGCAGUGAAAGCAACCAAGCUGGAUCCAACCAACACAGCUGCUUGGAAUGGAGCUGGAUGGUUUCUGCACUUGGCGGGCCGUUCAAGAGAUUCAGAGCGAGUUCUGAAGAAAGGAAUCAGAUUGCAUCCAAGUUUGAGACUGAUUCGGUUCGAAGCUUUCAGUGACCCCUUGCAGAGGAAAGGCUUUGUCGGACCUUCACGACUGGGAUGCUGCCGUAACAUCAGCGGACAAAAGUAUUCCAAUCUGAAGUUGAACAUAAAGGCCUCCAUGUUGCUCAAGUCCAUCAAGCUGGAAAAUAACAAUCCGGAGUCGAAGCUGGCAAAUAAUACUUGUGUAAACACGCCGAACUGCUGGGAAUGGUCUACUUUUCCAGUGCGGACAGUCACUCAAUCGCGAAGUGGGAUCAAGAAUGAAACUUCUGCUGUGUGGAAGCUGUGCAAGAGAUACCUACAAGAGGCUCUCAAUGACGGACUGACGGGCAACAACGCAUUGAUUGCAAUGAAUCAUAUCGCACAUGCUUCGUGGCAGGUUUUCAUGCUGAGAGUCUUCCAGGUCAGGAGGCUGCAGCUGCAAAUGAUCGUCUGUAAUUUCACAAACAUCGAGGAGGGUCGACGAGAAAUUCUCCGGCUGGUCUCAGAGCAGAUGUUGAACAUCGGGACGCCUCUCGACAGACUUUUCUUCUACAGAAAGUUCACCCUCGACAAGCAACUCGCUGCUACCCGGAUGGUGGAAUCGACGUUGGGGUCAAGGAAUGGAGAACGAAUAAGGGACCUUGAGACGUUUGCGAUCAGAAAGUUGAAGAUCGGCUUCUUGUCCGCCGACUUUCGCAGUCACCCCAUGGGGUACAUCAUGUCCGACUUUUUCAAGGCAGCGAGAAGUGAGAUGACGUGGCUUCAGGACUUUCAGGUGUUCGCGAUCUCUUUGACUCAGGAUGUCGAUCAUGUUGCAAGAGAGGUCGAGCAAACAGUCGACGUGUUUCUUCGAGUUGGCCACCUAGACGACGAGAGGGCUGCGAUAGAAAUCCAGCAGCUGCGCCUGGACCUUGUGAUUGAGUUGGGAGGGCACACUCGCGGCAGUCGGUUUCGUCUGCUCGCCCUCGACCUCGCCCCAGUUGUCAUGCACUUUCAAGGGUUUGCAGACACCAUGGGGAGCGACUCUGUCCGUUACAUGCUUGCUGACAAGGUCGUCGCGCCCCCUGAACUCCGCUCCUUGUACAGCGAGCACCUCGUCUACCUCAGCCCCUCCUACCACUUCUACGCCCCCGAGCUCAAUUGCUUCUCCGACUGGAAUGCUGAUGCUCCUCGUCGCAGCUCAGAGCGCGAGUUUCCGCUCUUUGACUCGCAGGUCAGUCCCGACCGCAUAGAAGAGCACAUGUGGCUGGCAUGGACCCGCAUCCUUCGCACCUCUCAGGGCAGCAUCAGGCUCAGGCAGGGGCAGAACUCGCAUGAGGAGCACGAGCUUCUGGAGGCGAACUUGAAGGCUGCGGCAGCUCGAGCAGGUCUAUCUGCUUCCUCUCUUGUCUUUGUCCGGCAGAUCCCGAGCAAGGAGGCUCACCUGCAUCGUUUGGCGUCUGCUGAUCUCUUCCUCGACACGGACUCAUACUCUGCUCACUCUACAGCCCUAGACGCUCUGUGGGCGGGGCUUCCUGUCCUCACUUUCCCUCGCGAAUCGUUCUCAAGCCGCCCACCUAGCAGCUUCUUGCUCGCGUUGGGUGUGGGAGAGCUUGUGGCGAGAGGGUUGGGAGAGUAUGAGGCGAUGGCCAAGAGCCUCGCUAACAGUACUGGUGUAAUGCAACGCUGGAGAGAGAAAGUGUGGGCUCGGAGGAUGCAGUCGACCUUUUUCGACUCCAGGAAGAAGUUGCGGCAGAUGAGGGCGGCUUUCAGGAUGACGUGGGAAAUUGGAGAGGACAUGCACAUCGUUGUAAGUGAGAACAUCUAA